Molecule: messenger RNA, 943 nt
Organism: Haplochromis burtoni (Burton's mouthbrooder)
Lineage: Eukaryota; Metazoa; Chordata; Actinopteri; Cichliformes; Cichlidae
Gene: bloc1s2
Product: biogenesis of lysosomal organelles complex-1, subunit 2
Exons: 5
Coding region: 26-649 (207 amino acids)
Biological process (GO): lysosome localization; endosomal transport
Cellular component (GO): BORC complex; gamma-tubulin complex; BLOC-1 complex
Molecular function (GO): gamma-tubulin binding
Source: RefSeq, a predicted model, not a curated record
CGUGGCUUUGCCAUAGAGCGCGAGAAUGGGAGCGGCGGCUGUUGGUGGCGGGCGUGCGUCACGUGAACACUCGGCUCAUGUGACAGGGGAAAAUCAAAACAGGAACAAAAUGGCAGCAACUGGAGACGAAGCCGCUGCCAUGGAUAGCAUCUCCAGGGCACCAUCGACUCAUUCGGCGACUCUGAAUCCGACCGCAAGUGAUAGCGGUCAAGCAGAGGGCCCGGGGGAUGCAGCGGAAAGCCUCGCAGCCGCUCCGAAAAAACACGGCACAAACAGUGAUGGUGGUGUGGAGACAGCAGAGGAGGCUGUGGAGCCUGCAGAGCCCGAUAUAAACGAGUUGUGCACCGAUAUGUUUGAAAAGAUGGCCAUCUUCUUGCAAGGAGAACUAACAGGCACUUGUGAGGAUUACCGUCUAUUGGAGAACAUGAACAAGAUUACUAGCUUGAAGUAUAUGGAAAUGAAAGACAUUAGCAUUAACAUCAGUCGUAACCUACAGGAUCUUAACAACAAGUAUGCAAGUUUACAGCCCUACUUGGACCAAAUAAACCAGAUUGAGGAGCAAGUAUCUGCACUUGAACAAGCUGCUUACAAAUUGGAUGCAUACUCCAAGAAACUGGAGGCCAGAUUUAAAAAACUGGAGAAGCGAUGAGGGGGAAGAGGCGGUAGACUGAGAGCUAUGGUGCCUUCCCUUUCACCCUGCCUUGCAUUCUGUUUUCCUUGCCAGUGGAGCCAGGACCUGCAGGGAGGAUGUGAACUGAGACUGAAACAACAAACAGUCAGAGACACUUUGACACGUAGAAAAUACCAAGGAGGAAGCAGCUGAAUGCACAUGAGUUAGUAAUGCAGUGUUUGACUUAGAUUUGACUCCAAUAUCAUGCAGCCAAGGUAUACAACGUAUACCCAAAUCCUUUUGCAGAUGUCUGUUUUUGUUUUUUGUUUUUUU